UUGCUAAGCAGACCGUCGCUGCGCGUCGCCCGCGCGCUGCUCGCUCUCACGCCCGGUGCACAGAACCUUGAUUGUCAGAUCGAGAUACUAGAAUUCAUUAGCGGUCAGUUGCAAUCAGGCGCGCUGCCACUCGAUCAGGAAGUUAUAAAAGGCGUUCAAGGAUUAGCAACAACGAUUACUAGCGAACGAUCUGAUCGCGCUUGGUUAGCUUUAAUGAAGCGCCUUCGUUCCCAAAGAGAUCAUUCGCUUGCUAACUAUCAAAGUGCAAUACAAAGACCCCGAAUACAAUGGCAUUUAGACGUUCUCCUCGAUUGUCACGAGAAAUCCAUAGAAGAAUUCUUCAAAAUUGAGAAUCCAUCCUGUUUGGAUAUUUCAGAAUUUUUCGAAUAUAUACGAUCAAGAUUCGAAGUAGACGUCAACAUAAAAGCUCGCUUACAACCAUAUCUGCAAACACUUAUCAAAUUACGUCCGCAAGCGUUGGCGGCUAUAGUUAAAGACCAUUAUGAAAGUUCUAUUAGUUCUAUAUUAAGUUCGUUAGAGAAGGAAUACGUUCUGGAAUUCGGUGAUUGUCUCCUCGAUAUGGCGUCUCUAAGUGGUGACGCCGCCGCUAUUUACUUACGUAAUCUAUGUGUACUGCGACCCGCAGAUGUGAAAAACUUCUUAGAAAAUGGUACAGGUAUUGUACGUCCGGAAGACGCCCUAGAGAUAGUCAAAGAAUUCGGUCCACGUGAUGCUGUUCCCUUCUGUCUCGAAGCUACUGGCGACCCUUCCGGUGCACUGGAUGCGCUUCUAGAUAUUAUAACGUCGAAUAACGAAACCAAAGCGAAUCACAUCGCCGAGGCGUGCGAUCUCUGCGUUCGAGUAGCGCCGACCGUUCCGCCCGACGUGUCCGCAGAAAUGUGGACGCGAUUGCUGCGUCGCGUAGACGAAGUGCCGCCGUCGCUACUGUUCGAGGCUAUUGCGUACCUGCCGGUCGACGAGUUGUUGGUUAAAGCGUGUGAUUCGCCUAAGGUGGCAUUGACGAUUUUGGAGAGCGGCGCGGGGAGGAUGCGAGUUUGGGCAUGUGCGAGGCGGAUAGCCGAGCGGGAGGCGCACGGGGCGUUAGCGAUGGCUUUAGCGGGGGCUCGUCGCGGCCUGCCCGUGAGAGGGACGUGUCUCCGCUGCGGCGACAGCUUGGCUGCACGAGCCGCCGCCCGCACCGCGCACUGUGCGCGAGCGGUGCACGUCGACUGCGACGCUGAAACCACAUGCCAAACGUGCGGUAAACGAAUCCCGUCCUCUGUAUACAUCCUGCCGCCUAUAAAUAGUCGCCCGAUCACGUCAACGCCUCAAGAAUAUCCCCUGUCGUUGAUAGCCCCGCCCAGACCCGACCUUGAAGGCGUUGCGUGA
This is a messenger RNA of Parnassius apollo (apollo), 1389 nucleotides long. The record is from the annotation of a GenBank genome assembly. Lineage: Eukaryota; Metazoa; Arthropoda; Insecta; Lepidoptera; Papilionidae.